This is a messenger RNA of Scylla paramamosain (green mud crab), 3972 nucleotides long. RefSeq lists its product as uncharacterized. The transcript has 6 exons. The coding region runs from base 429 to 3521 and encodes 1030 amino acids. The record is from RefSeq and is a predicted model, not a curated record. NCBI's taxonomy places the organism in Eukaryota, Metazoa, Arthropoda, Malacostraca, Decapoda, Portunidae.
UAAUGGUUGCUAUCAUUAUAAUUAUUUAUCCUCCAUUACUUUCAUCACACACACACACACACAUACACACACACACACACACACACACAGUUCCUUGAGGCUCCCGUAAUUUAGAGUCCUUCUCUCCUCACCGUCCCUCCUUACAUGAGCUAUGAUAGUGAUAGUGAUAAGCUAAUCCUGUACUUAAAGGGCAUACAUCUGUCUGACUUCAGUGAGUGACUGUACGCCUAGCGGGUCACUGGGCCCUCCUCAGUGACAUACAGAAUAACGUCAGUGUUUGUGUUGUGACGAAAGCCAGUGAUUGUUCGCCCUCUGUGCUGUGACUCUACGCAUUGGCUGAGCGGUCUGUGUCCCCUGCCUAGUCAGAGAAAGUGUUGCUGGGUCUCCAGAGCAUUGUAUGUGAGGAGCCCUGGUGAUGAAGCAUUGCCAUGGCUGCUGCCACUGCUGCCGCCGCGGCAGUGAAUUAUUCGCGUCUCAAGCUACUGUGCAUCUUGGAGGGUCCAGGAGCAGCCGUGCUCUCUCACGCCCUGACACGCGGCACAAACAAGACCGCCGCCGUCACCCUCUUGGACUACCUGACCAGCCUCCCAAACACCUCGAAGGCCAACUAUCGCACACUCAGCAACAAGGAUAAGAGGAAGGCAUUUAACCGUGAUGAGGAAAAGCAGAUUGCCAAUGACCCCUCAUGCCAGAGCUUUGAUAUCACACUGCUCCACAAGAGCAUCAGACUGGCCUGUGAAAAUGUUGCAGGACUAAGUGAAAAAUGCUGGCAGGAUGAUGCAGUGAUGGAGGGCCUGCUCACUAAGAUAAAAGAUGAGCGUAACAAGGUCGUGCACGAAAGACCUAAGAUGACAGAUAAAGAGUUCCUGGACAAAGCUGAGGAACUCAAGAACCUCUUCAUCAGAGCCCUUCAGGCUGUCAAGGACAAGUACGGAGUCUCUGACGCCGAGACCACAAACAUCACUGACAUCAUAACAAGCCAGAUACAAGAAAUAUGUCAGGCCUUUGAUGACAAUGUCAUCUUACAGAUGAGUUUUGAGAAAAAGCUCCAUUUGUUUAAGCAAGAGUCAGUAAGUCACCUGAGAGAAAUUUACAAACAGUAUGAAUAUUUUGACCCAGUGUCCUUCCUCAGUGAAUCCUCAAAACGGGUUCACAUCCAGACUGUAUUUUCAAAACUUGUCCUUAAACAGCAGCCCAAAUCACUUGACAUAGACUCGUUAGAUAUCUUAAAAUACCUAACAGCAGAGUCUCAGAGCUCACAGCCCUCGCAGCUGCAGCCCUCACAGCUGCAGCCCUCACAGCCUGUCCAGGACAAAAGGCCACGCCUCGCUGUGGUGAGCGGUGUCGCUGGGAGUGGCAAGACCACCCUGCUCACUUUCAUCUUGUCGGAGUGGCUCAAGGAAGAGAGUGACCGCCGCGUCACACACCUGGAGGAGUACGACAUUGUACUCAGAAUGCUGUGCCGCGACACAGAUGCUGAAGAUCUGGAGACAUUCCUGGGCCUGGUCCUCCCGCCUAGUCUGUCUAGUCUGCCGGUCUUUAACGCGUCCCUCGUGAACUAUUUAAAGCACUGUAAAGUGCUCUUCCUCAUCGAUGGUCUGGAUGAGCAGAACAGCACCUCCAAAAAGCUCAUCACUAAUAUUGUGAAUACAACCAAAUAUAACAAAAAUUUCUCAAUUCUCACCACCUCACGACCAGAGCGAGUGAACCAGUUCUUGGCCCUCACACAAGAAGACUAUAAGCAAUCGCAGAUGUCUAUUGAGGGGAUUCCUGUCACUAAAAGGAUGCAGUUUGCAGAGCAGUACUGCACCUCCACAAACAAGGAUAGGGUGAAGGAGUUCAUGAGAGAACAAGGCAAUAAGACCUUGUUUGAGCUUCCCCUCAACAUAAUAUUUCUGGUUACAUUAUUUGAAGAGAAUCCAAAUUUUAUUACAAAAAACAUAACCCCAUCCAUCUUGUACACCCACAUCCAUGAGUGGUGCAUAGAGAAGCUGCGCGUCAGAAUAUCCAAGGACCCCACAUGGGGGGAGAAAAAGCCACGGACCCUCAAGAUGAGGAUAAAAAGAGUGGUGAAAGAGAUGUACCAAGUGGCGCUACGAGGCCUGCUGCAAGACAGACUGAACCUCUCAGAUGAGGGCACAGAGCAGCUGACAGAUUGCUGUGAGAGAGAGGACCUGCCACCCCAACAAGUCCUGGGAGCAUUUUUCACUCUGCGGUUGUCCAUCACCAACAGAGUAUAUGAAGAAAACUACUCCAUGCCCCAUAAAGGAAUGCUGGAGUACUUUGCAGCUCGACAUAUCAUGCAGCACCUCCAGGAUGGAUCCCUCCCAGGAUCAGGGGCUAUUAGGAGCCUGCUUGAGGCCACCUUUUAUGAUGAAUCCCUCCCAGAACAAGGAGUUUUUAGAAGGUUGCUUCAGGGUGUCUUUCAGCUAAUAUCUCUACUUCAACUUCAUUGUGGAUCUCUCCUAGAAUCACGAGCUAUUGAAAGCCUGCCUCAGGACGCCGCUCAGCCACAGACACGGCCUCUAGAUCUUCGGGGCCUACGUAACCUUUUCUGGCAUGUGGCAGGCCUCUUGACCACAGAAGAGACACCAAACCGUUCCGAGAACAUAAAAGAGGUGAUAGAUCUGCUGGCAGAGACUGGCGCAGGGUGGGAUGAAUGGCUGUCACUGGUGGAAGACACGGAUUACAAUGAAAGCUUCCUGCAGGCCAUCGCUCAUCAUGUCACAGAAAACCCUCCUGAUGGCACAGUAAGGAUAACAGACAACACAUUGGCCAGCGCUGUGGCACUGCUCCCCCGUACUCCCGCAACAACAGUGGAGUUAUGGCUGUACAACGAAAAAAAAAAUGUGGAGACUGUCCUUGCUAUGAGUGAUUACCAUUGCCGUGAGUUGUGUCUAUGGCACCAUUACUGGCAUCCCGGCAGCAUACCUGCCUCAGACACCGUGUUGCGUGCCAUACACAGGACUUGCCUUGAAGAGUUCAUGGGUCACCUGGGUGCUGAUUGCGUGGCGCUGCUCCCUGAAUGCCUUAACGAGCUGUACUUGGCCGUAUCUAGUGAUGAGCACGCUGCCAGCCUCCCAGCAGCCCUCACCCGAGUCGCCUCAUCUCUGCCUAACCUGUGGAGGCUUGCCAUACACGUCCCUGUGGCGACGGUAACACCAGCAUCGGUUCCGUCACCACUGCCUGACAUCAGCAUGGUGGUCUUAGUCUUGUCUGGUGUGAACAAAAACCUUAUGAAGGAAGCGUGUCAAGUGGCAGCGGCUCUCCAGCCUACGGCAGGAUAUCUUGACAUUGGGUUCCCCCGGGGCAGGAUGAAAGCAGCAGAGUGGCGGGACCUGCUUCACCUCCUGGCGGCAGCAGGGGUCAGGGUGAGGAGAGGUGGUGUUGUGAUACCAGAGGAAACUAUCACAGUGGAGGAGAGGAGGGAGCUGAGGGAACUCGCUGACACUUUGUGGGGGUGUAGGGUGUGGAGGGUCCCUGACGAGUGGUGUUUCCUCACAUAUAACUAUAACACCUGAUUUUGAUACUGAUCAGUCUGAUGAAUAUGAAGAACAAGAUUAUGAUGAUGAUGAUGAUGAUGAUGAUGAUGAUGAUGAUGAUGAUGAUGACGACGAUGAGGAGGAGGAGAAAGAGUAAAAAAAAUAAUAAUAAUAAUGAAUAAAAAAAAAAAAAAAAAAAAAAAAAAAAAAUAAUAAUAAUAAUAAAAAUAGAAAAUAAAAUAAAAUAAAUAAAUAAAUAGAUAAAACUGGUAUCAGCAUUAAUAUUGAAAGUUGUAUGAAUGACACAGUAUUAUAAACUUAGUAAUACUGUGUUCAUAAGUACUGGCAACAAAUUACUAUUAUUAUCAUUAUUACUAGCAUUAUUAUUAUUAUUAUCAUUAUUAUUAUUAUUACUCUAUUUUUAAUAUUACUACUACUACUACAAUUAUCAUCAUUGUUAUUUUGUUAUUAUAUUUCUCAUACAUUUAUA